Molecule: messenger RNA, 1129 nt
Organism: Papilio polytes (common Mormon)
Lineage: Eukaryota; Metazoa; Arthropoda; Insecta; Lepidoptera; Papilionidae
Gene: EMC10
Product: ER membrane protein complex subunit 10
Exons: 5
Coding region: 118-789 (223 amino acids)
Cellular component (GO): EMC complex
Source: RefSeq, a predicted model, not a curated record
AACUUAUUGUCUAUGAUAAUGACUAUAAUUCUAACCUAGAAUACAAAAUAGAAAUAAAAUACAGUAAUAAAUCAAUAAAAAAUACUCUACCGUUUUAAGUUUCGUAGAAUUUACGAAAUGAAAAUGCUAUUAACAAUCAGUUUUUCUCUUCUGCUUCAAUUCGUGGCUUGCAUAGACUACGAUGGUUGGUUGAAUAUCAAAGUUCAACAUUCGCUGAAUUGUAAUGGUGAGAAAUACUGCACCAGGGGAAACAUUUCUUUAAAAAGUUUAAGAGCUGGGACUUCUGUAAUUGAACAAAUACCAUUUCAACAGCAACAUAUUGAUGAAUUAAAGGAAUUAGCGGAGUUUGAUGGUUUUUACACUAUUAGGUCGUUAGUAACAUCGGCAGAGACCAAGGAUUCUGAAUUUUUUUCUUCAGUUAAAGCAAAAGCUUUUCUAGAAAAUGACCUGACAGAUGUUAUAAAUGUUUGGGUACUCCCUAAUGGAGCAGUUAUAGCUGUGAGUUUCCAAGUGAAUAACUCAUCAAAGUCUCAAUACCCACAAAGUGUGAAUAAUGAGUAUAAAGUUCAGUCCAACUUCUACUUGCGACAUGUGGAGCCCGCUGUAACACCGGAUACUGCUUCAUAUAUACAAAAACUUGAACGUGAACGAGAAGCUAGAGAAAAAGGAGAGUUGAAAGAUAACAGAUCAUUUUUAGCAAAAUAUUGGAUGUACAUAGUCCCCAUUGCGAUCUUUGUGAUGAUUUCUGGUGCAACAAAUCCUGAGGGUCCAGCACAGACAGCGCGCUAGAUUAUUUUUUAAUAAGAAUAAUUUAUUUAUUUCCUAUAUAAGUAUUUAGUAAAAUUAUUACAAGGAGUUUAUGAUUUAUGUCCUGUGUUUUAUUGAAAUUAUGAUACAAUCCUUAGAUCUGUUUCUUUUACUUAACAGUUCUUAAAGCCUAUGCAGAAUUUUUGGGCUGAAUUAGAGUGAUGGGAGGUGAGGGAUGGAUAUUCUUAAUCAAGUGGUUAUCAUUUUAGCAUUACUAUUAGUUUAUUUCUGCUGUGGGUAGGUUUUUUGUUGAUAUCUGAUACAACUGUUAUAGAUAUUUAACCCAUCACUAGUUAAUAUCAGGAUAGGAACUUCCUAAAAU